Messenger RNA from Trematomus bernacchii (emerald rockcod), 1338 nucleotides. RefSeq lists its product as uncharacterized. Gene Ontology annotation, biological process: DNA integration; DNA recombination. Bases 1 to 1167 code for a protein of 388 amino acids. Gene Ontology annotation, molecular function: DNA binding. The record is from RefSeq and is a predicted model, not a curated record. The transcript has a single exon. Lineage: Eukaryota; Metazoa; Chordata; Actinopteri; Perciformes; Nototheniidae.
AUGCCUACAGCGUACGCUGUCAGGCAGACCGUGGGAAAUUCUGUGGCGCGGGGACGCUCUCUCGCAGGUGGAGGGAGCGAUCAACAGUCACCCUGUGAUAGGCCAGCACUUAUGGGCAUGGCCCCUGAACGGGAACACUUAGAGGGGCUGGGCCUCUCUCAAGAUGUUAUCCGGACCAUUCAGGGAGCCAGGGCCGCGUCUACCAGAGCGACCUACACAGCCAAGUGGACAGCGUUCCAGCGUUGGUGUGUAGAGAAAAGCCUGGACCCCAUUACGUGCCCCCUGCCUCACGUGCUGUCAUUCCUCCAGCUGUUGUUGGACAGGAAUUUGGCUUUCAACACAAUCAAGGUGUAUGCUGCUGCCAUAUCAUCUUGUCAUGUGGGUUUCGGGGUCGGGACGGUGUUUAGUCACCCCCUGAUGAAACGUUUUCUGCGAGGAGUACGGAGACUCAGACCUGUGUCACACGCACUAGCGCCUCAGUGGGAUUUGGCUUUGGUGUUACGCGCACUAAGCAAAGCCCCAUUUGAACCUUUAGAUCAGGUUCCCCUUAAGAUGUUAUCAGCCAAAGUAGUACUACUUUUGGCUCUAACAUCAGCAAAGAGGGUGAGUGAUUUGUCUGCUCUCUCUGUGGCUCCGUCAUGCCUCCGGAUCCAAGGAGAUGGCAGUUCAGCUGUUUUACGCCCUAACCCAGCUUUUAUGCCAAAAGUCAUCACAAGCUCUUUUAGGUCGAGGGUGAUCACCCUGGAUGGCUUCUUUCCCCCUCCUCACAGGUCGGAGGAAGAAGCCACGUCUCAUCUCCUCUGUCCUGUGCGCGCGCUGUCCUGCUAUGUAGCACGCACAGCUGCCUUGCGCCGUUCUCAGCGCCUGUUUGUGCACUACAGAGAGCGCUCGAUCGGGCAGCCUCUGUCUGCACAGCGGCUGUCACACUGGCUGUGUGAGGCUGUAUCACAGGCAUAUGUCUCCUCUGGGAUGGAUCCUCCGGAGAACAUUAAUGCGCAUUCCACCAGAGGAAUUUCCUCCUCCACGGCUUUGCACGGAGGAAUGUCAGUGGAAGACAUUUGCAUUGCUGCAUCCUGGUCUUCUCCCUGUUCAUUUAUUCAAUUUUAUUUGAGGGAUGUGUCCCAUUCCUCUUUGACACACCCUGUGCUGAGUGUCCUGUCAGAGUGAGUGACGUCAGGGAUCCAGCUGUGCGCCUUUCUCCUGCCUCGGCACAUGGAGAAUGGCCUGUGUUUCCCUCUUACGAGAGGGACGUCCCCCUUUUUUUCCCCUGACACAUUUCGUACGGAAUGUCUUGUCAGAGUGUGUGAUGUUGGGGACCCAGCUGUGCGCUCUUCUGCC